This is a messenger RNA of Chanos chanos (milkfish), 504 nucleotides long. RefSeq names its product myosin, light chain 2a, regulatory, cardiac, slow (gene myl2a). The coding region runs from base 55 to 504 and encodes 149 amino acids. The record is from RefSeq and is a predicted model, not a curated record. Gene Ontology annotation, molecular function: calcium ion binding. NCBI's taxonomy places the organism in Eukaryota, Metazoa, Chordata, Actinopteri, Gonorynchiformes, Chanidae. The transcript is spliced from 6 exons.
CCUAAAAAGGCGAAGAAGAGGACGGCUGAAGGCGCCAACUCCAACGUCUUCUCCAUGUUUGAACAGGCUCAGAUUCAGGAAUUCAAGGAGGCUUUCACUAUUAUGGACCAGAACAGAGACGGCUUCAUAGACAAAAACGACCUACGAGAUACGUUUGCUGCGCUGGGGCGCCUGAAUGUGAAGCAGGAGGAGAUUGAUGACAUGUUAAAAGAGGCCUCUGGUCCAAUCAACUUCACCGUCUUCCUCACCAUGUUCGGAGAGAAACUGAAGGGUGCAGACCCGGAGGAGACAAUCCUGAAUGCCUUUAAAGUCUUUGACCCAGAGGGAAAGGGAGUCCUCAGGAAGGAAUAUGUUACAGAAAUGCUGACCACACAGGCUGAUAGAUUCACACCAGAGGAGAUGGAGCAGAUGUUUGCUGCCUUUCCUCCUGAUGUGGCGGGAAACCUUGACUACAAGAACCUGGUACACAUCAUCACACACGGAGAGGAGAAGGACCAGGAGUAA